Cylicocyclus nassatus is the source of this 405-nucleotide messenger RNA. Lineage: Eukaryota; Metazoa; Nematoda; Chromadorea; Rhabditida; Strongylidae. The record is from the annotation of a GenBank genome assembly.
AUGGAAGAGAGACGUCGCCAAUACGAAGAAUCUAUCCAAAACAAGGUUUUGUCGGAGUAUAUCAGAAUCGUUAAUAUUCCCAUCGGAGACCGUAAGGAGUUCAAUCUAAUGUGCGACGAUUUCAUUGCUCGAAUACGACAAGGAAAAAAUCUAGACCCUCAACCUCUCUCUUGGCCAAGGCCAGCAGGGAUUGGAGCAAAGACAAUGGCAAUCCAAGACGCACGGCUGCUUGCUGAAAAUGACGUCAUCAUCUGGAAUGAGGCCUCAAUGAUCCCGAAGACAGCUUUCGAGACGGUGGACGCUGUGUUUCGUGCUAUGACGCAAGUACAGAGACCCUUUAAUGGAAAAAUGCUCAUUCUCGGUGGCGACUUUAGACAGAUCCUACCGGUUGUACGCAGGGGAUGA